Messenger RNA from Soboliphyme baturini, 366 nucleotides. The record is from the annotation of a GenBank genome assembly. NCBI's taxonomy places the organism in Eukaryota, Metazoa, Nematoda, Enoplea, Dioctophymatida, Soboliphymatidae.
AUGUGUUCUACGCUGAAGAUAUGCCACCUGACCAAUGGCGUGGCACAGCACAUCGAUCGUUUUCGUAGACGCAAGUCUCAUGGCACAUGCGCUUUGAUUCUGAAGAUCGAUCGAACCAGUCACGAACUGGUCGUCGAAGAAGACUUGGAGGACUGUGAUCUCACUACCGUAUGCAACCACUUGCCUGACCGCCAGCCUCGCUUUGUGAUCCUCAGUUAUCGUUCCGAACAUUCCGAUGGGAGGCUAUCAUUUCCUCUGUUGCUUGUAUACUGCACUCCUCCGGGAUGCAGUCCUGAAAUGCAGAUGAUGUACGCAGGUAGCAAGAACAACGUUGCCAACGCUGCCGGGGUCGAUCGAGUAUGCUAG